AUGUCUCAAAAACCGCGAAAGCUUCAACGCGUCUCCAAGGCCUGCGACUUCUGCAAUAGGCGGAGCAUCAAAUGUGGCAGUAGCGAAGACCCGCUGGGUCGGUGCCAGAAUUGUUUGGAUUUCGACGUCCCGUGCACCUUUGAUCGCCCGGCUAAACGCCGUGGCGUUAAAGCUGGUACACGGGUGAAUCCCCGCGAUACUCCAAUCGAUGGCGCAAAGCCGAUCGUUGGUCAACUACUUCCGAUGGGUCGCGGUAACCCUCCAGAGAGGGCGUCGGGCUCUUCAGCCUCCAGGAGCUCGUAUAAUGCCGACACCACUUCACGCCCGUCAUUGACAUUCACAGGGGAUCCCUGGUCUUCUUUCAACACGGGAUGGUCAACAGCUGAAGGGUACGAUGAUGAUGGCGCGCUGCGUAAUUCUUGGAAGGCAUUUGCCAUUUCUUGUGACCAGCAGAUUCGCAAUCUCGUCCAAGUUUAUUUCGAGAUUGUCUAUCCCAUAUUUCCCUUGUUUCAUAAGCAAUCAUUUAUAGAAAGAAUUAACAACCAGGAGCAUCUUCAGAACCAAAGUUUAUUCGCUUCGACGAUGGCGGUCUGCUCAUUGGUAUCAGGUCGCGCCCGGGAUGGAGCAUUGUAUACUAACCGAUGGCAUCGGGAAGAGUUGUCAGAACCGCCAUCGGAGGCAUUCUAUGCAGCAGCCAAAGACUCGCUUCCUCGGGACCUUGCUGCUGCGAAGGGGUUCAAUUAUAUGCGGGCUUGUGCCAUACUUGCGAUCGCCAGCAUCCAAAACGGGCAAAUAAAAAACAUGCAGAAAUACUCAGGCAUGUACCAUACAUUAACGACGAUGGAGGGAUUUCAUGAUGAAAAGCUCUGGCCAAAAGAUAUAAGUCCUAUCGAAAUUGAAGAACGGCGAAGGCUGUUCUGGUCUAUCUAUACUUUGGAUAUCUACUCCACGAUCGUAUGGGGAGGCGUGAUUCGAUAUCGAGAAGCCCAUUCCCUUGUUCGAUAUCCUAGCGAGGUAGAUGAUGAGUUCAUCACCAACCACGGCUACGGCAUGCACACCAUGUCGCCAGAAUCCGCUCUCAGACAGGGCGAGGUCCCGGUGGUCUCAAGGCAACCUGUAUCUUGGAUGCACGGAUGGAACUUUACUACCGAUCUCUAUCGUAUCCUCGAACAUGUGGUUGACGGCACCAAACGGAAAUUUUCCUCCGCGAAUGGAACUCAGGAGGUUUGGUCUCUUUUCAGUCCAGCGUCAAUGUCGGAACCGGUUGUCAUGGAACGAGUGCUUUCCAUGUAUGCUGCACUGCCUCCACAAUUUCGUGAAACGCCACCUACGACCGGCGAUGGGACUCACGACCUCUUUGGUUUUCAAUCUGCGAAUAUUCAGGCGACUUUACAGCUCCUCAGGAUGGUUCUUUUGUCUGCCGAAGAGGUGGGAGUAGACAAGAAGUGCGAUGUAGCUGGUGAGCUGCUCAGUGUAUUUUCGAAGGUCCCAGUGGAAUAUCUGAGGGCCAUCAGCUCUCCUCUGGCUUCUAAGCUCCAUCAUUUGGGAGGAAUUGGCUACAUUCUUGGCUCGGUUAUGGAAGGAAGUUUAUCAGACGCAUCGUAUCGACGCGUUCGUACUUUACUCCUUGAGAUGGCCAGCCUUCUCCACCGUCUUGAAGUUGGUCUCCACCGUGCAGCCGGUGCUAGCGAACGUCUCCGGUCACAAGUUGACCGAAUAGAUGGCUAUAUGCGUACUUCACGAUUAGUCAAUCUUUCAGCCAUUCCUCCACUACAGAACCCGCCGAAUAAUACUCCUGCUCCUGCGCCAGUUGACGUCAAACCCACGAUGCCUCACGCGAGCUUUAAUCCUUCGGCACAACAUAUUGGGCCUGGUGGACCAAUGGACAAUCAAAUGAUGCAAUUUCAAUUGCCGCCGGAACUGCUGGCAGGCUGGCCGUGGCCGUUAGAUAAUUCUCACUCCGAGGGCUUCUUACCAUUGGCUUUCGAAUGA
Penicillium verhagenii is the source of this 1992-nucleotide messenger RNA. RefSeq names its product putative C6 transcription factor. The coding region runs from base 1 to 1992 and encodes 663 amino acids. Lineage: Eukaryota; Fungi; Ascomycota; Eurotiomycetes; Eurotiales; Aspergillaceae. The transcript has 6 exons. Gene Ontology annotation, biological process: regulation of DNA-templated transcription; DNA-templated transcription. Gene Ontology annotation, molecular function: zinc ion binding; DNA binding; DNA-binding transcription factor activity, RNA polymerase II-specific. The record is from RefSeq and is a predicted model, not a curated record.